AUGGGAUUCGUCGCUCACCCUCCCAAAAUGAUUUUGAGACCGUCAUCACCCGAGGCUACAAAAUGGUUACAAAUGCUCCCUAUAGAAGCUAAAUACAUUCCAAUCAUCCAGUCUGGCAAGCUGGAGCGCCCUGGAACACGCUUUUUUGCGCAGGGAAAUAGGCAAGACUCUCGGACGAGUUCAUCGCUUUUGUGUGUCGAAUGUUCUUUGUACGUGGCCUUGUGUUGUGUGCACUUCGACCUGGCACCAGCCGCCAUGUGUCCCGGUGGUCGAGCGCGGGCAUCAUCGCAUUCUCGUCCCGUUCAAGGCGGAGCCAAGCCUACCACCACUCUCUCUCUCAUUUCAUCGACUUUUGCAUAA
Messenger RNA from Cylicocyclus nassatus, 360 nucleotides. The record is from the annotation of a GenBank genome assembly. Lineage: Eukaryota; Metazoa; Nematoda; Chromadorea; Rhabditida; Strongylidae.